CAGAAUAAUCGCCAGUCGUCAGCGGAAGUCCAUCGAGAAGAGAACUAUGCAUAUUCCCCGUCUGUGGAUUCGGGCAUCGGUGCUCCUCGGCGUCGCCCUGCUGCUCUAUGUCUUCGUCUUCUCCAGCGGCUAUCAGAAGUACCAGAUCGAGGGCGUUAUCAAGCGGAGCGAACCGGAAAAGGUCUGGGAGUAUGUUGCCGAUUUCAACAAGAUGCGGCUCCUAAACCCCACAAUCAUCAGCUUCAAGAUCCUUGCCGAUCACGGACACGCCCACGACUGGCGCUAUACGGUGGAGUACACGGAAAAACUCUCCCAUUGGCCCUACUGGAAAAAUACGGCAACGGGCAGAUACGUGGUCACAAAGUCCUUGCCCGGAGUGUCUCCCGUGGCCUAUGUCAUCAAGUCCACUCAUGAGACCUGCUUUUUUGGCGGAUUCUAUUGCCUGCAAUCACUCAGUGAAUUCACGUUCAGAAACUCCAAUGGUGAUACCUAUGCCCAGGAAAAUGUACAGUACCAAUGCCCUCCACUGUUGGGCUCCGUGUGCCGGCGGGAGCUGGAGUUCCAGCGCCAGGCGGUAAUGCACAACCUAACAAUAAUAUUCGGAAAACAGGGGGUAUAAAAAUCUAAACCUGACCUUAAAAACGGCAUAUGUGCAAAAAGUAAUGGGAAAACCAUUUCAAAUUAAGCCUUAACCUUUAUGAUUGAAACUACUUAACUUAACUUAAAUUUAAACUUAAAAACAAUUCGGAAAUAAUUCGAGGAAGCGUGCUAUCUAUGAUUUGGUACAAUAGACGAAUAGAAAAGGAUAAAUACUACCUCAAGUUUUCUCAAGAAUCUUAAAUUGAUUAAAGGUUGUUUUUGGAUUUCUUCAUUUUUUAAUACAUUAUGUCAGUGCAAAAGAGGGUUGGGUAGACGAGAAAUUUCGAUCUAUAUUUAUUUUUAGUACAC
Drosophila biarmipes is the source of this 948-nucleotide messenger RNA. RefSeq lists its product as uncharacterized. NCBI's taxonomy places the organism in Eukaryota, Metazoa, Arthropoda, Insecta, Diptera, Drosophilidae. The transcript is spliced from 3 exons. Bases 47 to 619 code for a protein of 190 amino acids. The record is from RefSeq and is a predicted model, not a curated record.